CGCCCAACAAGAGAAAAUCUGAAGAAACGUCCGCUCAUGAGCAAUACAUGGAAAACCUCAAACGCAUUAAAAAAUCUCCCAGUGAAAUGGCAAGGAAAUUCGAUAACAAGGACCAGCUAUUUUGGAAUCAUCGGCCCCCAUCAGCGCAAGGCAUUCCGACAGAGUUGCUGCAUCCCGUGUUUGGUCGAUUCCUAGAUGACUGCGCGACCAUUCAACCGGAGUUCCAAGACGUGCAGUUCACAUACGAGUUCAGCGCUGAAAUGUCCGGAUACUUUCGCACCGAGGGCGCACGUGCAGCGAGUUUCCGGGAACUAUUCAAGAGACACUUCGAUAUUGAUCUUCCCUGCGUUGAGUUGUCUGCCUCAGUUUACAAAAAUAACAAGCCGAGGACUGACGGUACCUUAUACGAGGGUACAUUCAUGAUGAUGAAUGCGGAAGUAAAGUUGGAACUUUGCACCGGCGCGAGCGAUCCGUAUAUCCAGAACAUCGCGUAUUACAAGGAAUACAUCCUUAAGAAUAGUAUCAUCGCCGAAACGAACAGGCUUCCCUGCUUUCUUGUCGUUGUAUCAGGGCCACUGUUCAGUAUCUCAACUGCCGUUUAUGGCGAAAAGGUCACUGUGGAUCCAUACCCAUACGUCCUUUCCCUCGAUUGCUCUUCAUAUCAUUGUGUGGAUCUCGCCCGUGUCUUUUGUGCUCUAAGGAACGCGUUGGAGGCUCUGCGGGCGUAUUACAUCACGACCCCACUCCCACAUAUCGAGCCGGAUCAACGACCAUUUCCGUACAUCAACUCUUUUUUGACUGAUGACGAAGUCUUUGUUCGCUUCAAGUAUCAAACUAGCCUUCACCCAUUAGUGUUUGUUGUUCGGGUGGAAGAUGCACUGAAGAACUUUCCGGAAUAUGUUGUUGUAAAAUUCACUCGUCGUUAUGAUAAAAACACCCAUCAGGUCUUUGCGGAACUCGAGAUUGCGCCGCAGCUCUAUGGCUUUGAACAUCUAUCUGGUGGAUGGAAAAUGGUCGUGAUGGCAUUUGUAGGUGAUGAGUUUAAGAUACUAGCAGAAUGCAAAAAGAAUCAAUGUAUCAAGCAGGCUGUGGAGGAAAUGGCAAUGAAGAUGCAUGGUGAAGGGCUUGUACAUGGUGAUCUAUGUGAUCUGAAUAUCCUUUGCCGCUACAAUGACAAUGACAAUUCAGCAGAUAUAUUUUUUGUUGAUUUGGACUGGGCUGGCCAAGAAGGAACAGUUCGGUAUCCCUUGGAUAUCAAUCCAGAUAUCACUCGACAUCAUGAAGCAACAGCUGGUA
This is a messenger RNA of Ambispora gerdemannii, 1296 nucleotides long. The record is from the annotation of a GenBank genome assembly. NCBI's taxonomy places the organism in Eukaryota, Fungi, Glomeromycota, Glomeromycetes, Archaeosporales, Ambisporaceae.